CCGCCCCCUCCGGUCCUCCGUGGGAGCAGCGGCGGGAGUGGAGCACAAAGCGGGAAGUGGCGACACGCCGCGCGGGACAACGACGUCCGUGUUCGGGGACAAAAGGCCGCUGCUGAUGAAGAAGACAGAAGAGAGUUUAGCAGUUGCCUUCUUUGGCGCGCCGCAAUCUGGACUUUUGGGGCCUGUAAGUGGUGGCGGAUUUCCUCUAUGUGCGGCAGCUGUUUCUUUUCCUGGAGGUUUCCUUGAUGGUCUUUGGCUUUGGGGCUGCAUCUUGUGCGUGUACUUCAUGACGAGGGAUUGUGUCAGGAUGCCAUCGCAGGAGGGGAAGGAGUCGCCUCCCAUUGGCAGCCGCUCCAAUAGUCGCCUAAAAAGCAAGAAGCCGCCCAGUCUUGUCAUAGCCAUACCUAAACCUGAGGAGAUGAUGUCCCGUGACACUACUAAGCAAUCCGUGCGGCCAUCUUUAAAGAAAAGCAUGAGUGGCCAAGCAACUGGUUCCGUGUCGGAGAGUCUGGGCGCAGGUGGAGAUGGAGGCUUCUCAGCCUCAGAGAGAAGGGAAAAGUUUGGAAGGCAGACCUCUCUCUCACAAAGCAUUCGCAAGAACACGGCCCAGUGGUUUGGAGUGGGAGAGGACUGCGAGAGCAAGCAGCAGGUUUGGCAGAGGAAGAGCCUGCGCCACUGCAGCCAGCGCUACGGCAAGCUGAAAGCCCAAUACAGAGAGCCUGAAACUGCCACCAGCAUGGAGCAGAGUCUGGAAUCCCCAGGAACACAGAAGAUGCCUAAGAUUGUGGACCCCUUGGCACGGGGUCGAGCCUUCCGUUACCCAGAGGAGAUGGACCCUCGCUCCCCCAAGGGGUAUCCUAUCACCCCUGGAGUCACCUCGCUCAGCUCCUUCACCAGCCAGCGCUCGGUGUACAGCCGCUUCCCCAAACGUAAGAGGGAGUCCGUGGCCCGCAUGAGCAUCCGUGCUGCCAACAACCUGCUGAGGGGCCGAAGUGGCUUAGUGGGUUCCCUCACAGGUCGCAGCUUCCCCAGAAGGAGCUUCGUCAGACCCAGCUGGAUGGACGACGACACCGUGGACUCGGCAGACAUGUCAGGCUCGCUGUAUUUUAGCAAGGUGGACGUCCAUGGAGAGAUGUACUCCAUGGCAGAUGAUGUGUUUGAGUCACCGCCAAUAUCUGCCGCUUUUGCCUCAAGUGAACCACUGGAGCAGAAGUUAGCAGGCCUUAAGGACAUAUCUCGAACACCAACAGCGGUGCAGGAGAAAAGCCAACCUCGGCGCGGCCAUCGCAUCGCUUCCCAGGUGAAGCACUUUGCCUUUGACAAACACAAGCGUCACUACGGCAUGGGCGUGGUGGGCAAGUGGCUGAACCGCCAUUACCGACGCAGCAUCAGCAGCAACGUCCAGAAACAGCUGGAUGACUUCCACAGCCACAGGCCUUACUUCACUUACUGGAUCACGUUUGUGCACGUUGUAAUCACUUUGCUGGCAUGCUGCACUUACGGCUUUGCCCCUGUGGGCUUUGCACAACAUUCAAGAACGGAGCUGGUGCUGAAGAACAAAGGCAUCUAUGAGAGUGUCAAGUAUAUUCAACAACAGAACUUCUGGAUUGGUCCAAGAUCCGACGACCUGAUCCACCUGGGAGCCAAGUUCUCUCCUUGUAUCCGUCAGGACAAACAGAUAGUCCAUCUGAUCCAGAAGGCCAAAAACCUGGAGAAAGAGUCUGGAUGUUGUGUCCAGAAUGACAACUCUGGAUGUGUGCAGACCUUCAGCUCCGACUGCUCUGAGACACUGGCCACCUUCAUCAAAUGGGACAAUGAACCUGUGGACAUUACCAGGUCUUCUGGCUCUGUCUGUCACCAGGAUCCCAGAGUAUGUGAAGAGCCUGCAUCGGCCGAGCCUCACACCUGGCCAGAUGACAUCACCGAAUGGCCGGUGUGUACAUUCCCCAAGAAGUGGAACCACACGGGCUACCGACACAUGGACUGUAACAUCAAGGGGCGGCCAUGCUGCAUAGGCACCAAGGGAAGAUGUGAGAUCACCACCAGGGAGUAUUGCACUUUCAUGCAUGGAUACUUCCACGAGGAGGCCACCCUCUGCUCACAGGUGGACUGUCUGGAUGACGUGUGUGGCCUGCUUCCUUUCCUCAACCCUGAUGUGCCCAAUCAGUUCUACCGUUUCUGGCUCUCCCUCUUUCUCCACGCUGGGUUGCUACACUGCCUGGUGUCAGUGGUCUUUCAGAUGACCAUACUCAGGGACCUGGAGAAGUUGGCUGGUUGGCUCCGCAUCUCCAUCAUUUACAUCUUCAGUGGGAUCACUGGAAACCUGGCCUCGGCCCUCUUUCUGCCCUACAGAGCGGAGGUGGGUCCAGCUGGAUCUCAGUUUGGACUCCUGGCCUGCCUCUUCGUGGAGCUCUUUCAAGGUUGGCAAAUGCUGGAGAAACCCCGAAAGGCCUUCCUAAAACUGUUGGGCAUCGUCUUCUUCCUCUUCCUGUGCGGCUUGUUGCCGUGGAUCGACAACAUCGCCCACAUUUUUGGCUUCCUCAGCGGUCUGCUGCUGUCCUUCGCCUUCCUGCCCUACGUCACCUUCGGGAUGUUGGACAAGUACCGCAAACGGGCUCUGAUUGUGGUGUCGCUGCUGGCCUACCUGGGCCUGUCCUCCUCACUCAUGGUUUGGUUUUACAUCUACCCCAUCAACUGGCACUGGCUGGAGCAUCUCACCUGCCUGCCCUUCACCAGCAAGUUCUGCGAGAAGUACGACAUCGACCACGACAUCAACCACGUGGUGCACUAACACCUGACCAUGGCCUUGACUUGGCGCUGGUGAGGCAGCACAAAGAUAUACUCAGGACUUCUUGUGCACACAGCUGGAUGAAACCAAAGAAGGCUUUUUAGUCUUUGACAAGGCUCACAAGACAGAGCUGGUCCAUAGGAGGUCCCACUUUACAGGAAGCAGUACCAACCUCAGUCGGAACCUUGGGCCACCCAACCAUUCCUUACAAUUACGCUUCUUGGGUUGAUUAUCCAAUUUUUAAAUUCCUGUAUAUAAAUGUGUAUAUAUAUAUAUAUAUAUAUAUAUAUAUAUAUAUAUAUAUAUAUAUAUAUAUAUAUAUAUACUGUAUAUAUGUGUGUGUGUGUGUGUGUGUGUGUGUGUGUGUGUGUGUGUGUGUGUGUGUGUGUGUGUAUAUAUAUAUGUACAGUAUAUACGUUACGUCAGGAAAAAUACAGAGGCUAUAUCAUCCUUACAGGCUUUUAAGGAUGAUAUAGCCUCUGUAUUUGUUCCUGAACUAACGUAUAUUCUGCUCUACCCCGGUAUUGAGUAUUGGUAUUGAUAUAUAUUAUAUAUAUAUAACGGAUAAAACACAG
Messenger RNA from Entelurus aequoreus (snake pipefish), 3363 nucleotides. RefSeq names its product inactive rhomboid protein 2-like. The record is from RefSeq and is a predicted model, not a curated record. Gene Ontology annotation, biological process: regulation of epidermal growth factor receptor signaling pathway; regulation of protein secretion. The coding region runs from base 116 to 2791 and encodes 891 amino acids. Gene Ontology annotation, molecular function: serine-type endopeptidase activity. Gene Ontology annotation, cellular component: endoplasmic reticulum membrane. The transcript is spliced from 19 exons. NCBI's taxonomy places the organism in Eukaryota, Metazoa, Chordata, Actinopteri, Syngnathiformes, Syngnathidae.